Molecule: messenger RNA, 986 nt
Organism: Cryptococcus deneoformans JEC21
Lineage: Eukaryota; Fungi; Basidiomycota; Tremellomycetes; Tremellales; Cryptococcaceae
Exons: 4
Coding region: 41-763 (240 amino acids)
Biological process (GO): cytoskeleton-dependent cytokinesis
Cellular component (GO): dynactin complex
Source: RefSeq, a predicted model, not a curated record
CUUUCAUCGUACUUUACUGCAUAUCUCCUUCAUUUUCGCUAUGACAUCUUCCCUUCUACCACUCGAACUAAGACUUCGGACCCUUGAAGCCCAAUUAUUCGGCGUCCCACCUUCACUCCUUUCCAACCCCGACUCUCCCUCUUCAACAUCACCGUCGGCGUUUUCCACCCCGGCGGUCACUCGACGGAUACUCAGCGUCGCACAAGGGCUGCACCAGCUAGGUGAAUCGAGCGAUGGUGUAAAGCGACUUCUUGAAGGGUAUGAGCAAUACCUGCCCCUUCUCGCAAUACCUGCUGCCACCGGGCCAUCCCCCAAUUCUUCGGCACCAGACCCAAACGCAACCCCAUCCACUGAGGAACCUAACUCAACACCAAGGCCAACACCGAUCCACGAAUCAUCCCUCCUUCCAGACUCUGUAAAGCUCGCCAUGAUCCUCGAAGCUGCCUCUGACAUCCGCGGAGCUGAACGGGACUUGAGAGAGAUUGAGAUUUUGAAGAAUCGACAGGUAGAAGGCAGUGGGGAGCUUGAACAGCUUUUACCCUUAAGACCAAACUUGAUUCAAGCCAUGCAGGAAGUAUCUGAAGAAUCCGACAAGGUAGAAGACGCACGAAGGAAUGUCGGACAGCUGCUCUUGCGGUAUAACGAUUUCAUGUCUACGGUAUCGGAAUUAUUCAUUGACUUACAUCACCAGAUGGAGGAUCUGGAAGAAGGUGUCCUGAGAGUGGAGAGGAAGAGACGGAAAGAGCUGGCUUCGCGAUAUUGAAUAUUCGUCAAUUUUGAUUUCGUCGGAUGAUGGUGACGAUGGGAUAAUGGUACGGCGAUUCGAGCAGUUUGGCGGAUAAUGGAAUGAUUGAAGUGGAACGGACUCUUUCGAUUGAACUGAUAGAGGUUGUACAAAUGCGAAAGUCGAUGCCCUGCAUGAGAUUAUUGGGAGACGACCAUGAUGCUAAGGAAAAAUGCUAUAACAUGUACUGCUACAACCAUUG